Camelina sativa (false flax) is the source of this 611-nucleotide messenger RNA. RefSeq names its product defensin-like protein 197. Gene Ontology annotation, biological process: defense response. Gene Ontology annotation, molecular function: sodium channel inhibitor activity. NCBI's taxonomy places the organism in Eukaryota, Viridiplantae, Streptophyta, Magnoliopsida, Brassicales, Brassicaceae. Gene Ontology annotation, cellular component: extracellular region. The record is from RefSeq and is a predicted model, not a curated record.
UUUUGGCUUCGAAUAUCAUUGGUUUAAUACACUAUAUUAAUAUAUACUAAUCAUUUGACAUCAUUAUAAAACACAAAUGGCCAUACAUUCUUCGUCAAAGUAGCAAUAAACAUUAAGGCAAAGGAAGAAUGAAGUCUGUUUCCAUAUUCCUUGUUCUGUUCGUCUUCUUUGUCGUCGUUUUUGAGGCACCAGAGAAGAUUGAAGCCGGUGACAAGUUCAAAUGCGUGGUUGAGUACGGCGGAGACGUGGGUCCCACGUUCUGUAACCCUAAAUUCUUCCCAACGCUGUGCCGUCAAAACUGCCGGAGCUUCAAAGGUGCGAAAGGUGGUAAAUGCGUGAAGCAACCCAAACACAAACCUAUCAAAUGCUUUUGCGAUUACUGCAAAGAUGACUAAACUUUACAAGAAACGCAACAAACCGCCCCCUUCUCGCCGUAUAGACGUUUUUAGUUCCAUAUAUAUUUAUAGAUGUUCCCUUGAAAUAAGGUCCCAAUAUUGUCAUGCAUGUAUGGAGUAUUGUCGGCAUAUAUAAUAUGUUAUCCUUUCAUAUGUAUUAGACUGUUAUGUAUAGAAAUAAUUAAUAAAUUAUAACAAUGCCCCCUGUUAAUGUAA